Penicillium digitatum Pd1 is the source of this 750-nucleotide messenger RNA. RefSeq names its product PDGFA associated 1 family protein. Gene Ontology annotation, molecular function: RNA binding. Gene Ontology annotation, cellular component: cytosol. Lineage: Eukaryota; Fungi; Ascomycota; Eurotiomycetes; Eurotiales; Aspergillaceae. The record is from RefSeq and is a predicted model, not a curated record.
AUGGCGCCCCGUGGUCGUGGAGGAAAGUUUUCCAAGCCAACUCGAGGAGGAGGCAAACAUUUCAGUAGAGAUCUACAGCCAUUAGACAAGGAUGGUAACCAAAUGGGUCUCUGGCGGGAGCCUGGUGAUCAAAUCAAGUCAUCGGGCGACGAAGAUUCUUCAUCGGAAGAAGAAAGUUCCGAGGAGUCUAGCGAGGACGAGCCCAAGCCCACUGAGUCAUCCACGACUGCAGGAACCCGUGAGGAGCGCCGUGCAGCUGCUAAAGCUAAGAAGGCAGCCGCAUUGAAGAAGCGAGGCCAAGGACCAGCCCAACCGGGCGACCUACCCCCUUCAGACUCGGAAGGAUCCGACAACGAGCUCCCCGCCAACCCCAACCACACUGCCAAGUCCCGCUCACAGACCCUCAAGGCCGUCGAAGAGCCCGCUGCCGAGCCCAAAAAGCCCGCUAAGGUCAAAGAUAUCUCGCAGUUGUCCCGGCGUGAACGUGAGGCCGUCCAGGCUCAGCAGGCCCGUGAGCGUUACCAGAAGCUGCACGCUGAGGGUAAGACCGAUGAGGCGAAGUCGGAUCUGGCUCGUCUUGCUAUUAUUCGUGAGCAGCGUGAGGCGGAGCGCCAGCGCAAGUUGGCAGAGAAGGAGGAGAAGGAUGAGCAAGCUAAGGAACGUGCUGAUGCCGCUCAGGAGCGGGAGGAUCGUUUGCGCGCCGCAGCUUCAGGAAAGACUGCAAAGAAAGUUGGUGGAAAGAAGAAGUAA